Phycodurus eques (leafy seadragon) is the source of this 2267-nucleotide messenger RNA. It is a transcript of the gene triqk, whose product is annotated as triple QxxK/R motif containing. The transcript has 4 exons. The record is from RefSeq and is a predicted model, not a curated record. Gene Ontology annotation, cellular component: endoplasmic reticulum membrane. The coding region runs from base 205 to 459 and encodes 84 amino acids. Lineage: Eukaryota; Metazoa; Chordata; Actinopteri; Syngnathiformes; Syngnathidae.
AACCCGGAAAUCGCUGCAAAAACAGUGCUGCGCUGGCGUUUUGGAAGAAACGCAGAGCAAAGUACAAAAAAAACGCAGUGUUUUUUUUAAAUUUGUUUUGUUUUUGUUGACUCGCAUGUGUCCGCUGCGUUCCAGCUGUUAACUCGUCUACGCAGCCACGCAAUACAUAACUUGAAAGAACCCGGACUGUGCUGAAAACGCAGAAUGGGGAAGAAGGACGCCAGCGCCACCAACCUACCAGUCGAUCAGUACAGGAAACAGAUCGGGAAACAGGACUACAAAAAGACAAAGUCGGUCCUGAAGGCCACGCGGCUCAAAGCGGAAGCCAAGAAGAACUCGUCUGGAUUCAGGGACGCCUUGCUGGUCCUCGUGGCCAUCGUGUUCUUUGUCGUCUGCGUCUACGCCUUUUUCUACCUCAACCUCAGCAACGAGAUCAACAUGGACGUGGACGUGGACUGAAGCCGACCACGGACUUUGUCGGAGUGAAUUGAUGUCGUCGGUCUUCCAGACACUUCUUUAGGUACACCCGCAUAAUACAAUCACAUCCGAGGCCAUCCUGGCCAUCCUAGCAAUCCUGCCCUCUAGUGGAACAGCAUUUAAUUGUUCUGCUGACAUUGACAGAUGAACAAUGAGACAUUAUUUCUAGUAAACACAGUUGUGUGGCCUAGCGUUCAUGCAAUUCGUUUUUCGACGAAAAAAACAUCGACAUUUUGUCCCGGUUUUCAUUCAUCCGCUCGGUUUUUGUACAGAAAAGCGCGUGACUGCCAUUUAUUUCCCGGACUUGAUUCGUGUUCUUCCGAAGCGUUUUUGUAUGUCGCGUAAGAAGGUUUUACCGGACGGCAAGUCUUAAUUCACAUUGCAAGCUUUUAUUUACAACUCAAGGCAAUAACCCUCCCGGUCUGCUCAGCAACACAUCGGCGAAACACAUCCUGUCAAAGGUCAGAGCUUCAAAAGAAAAGCACACAGUAUAAAAGCACAGCCUCACCACACUUUCUUUGGCCUCAUGGCGGCUUGUUUUGCUACCACACUCGAUAAACGAGCAAAUUGUGAUGCGACUGUAUUAUACUGGUGUGCUUUUAUUUUGAAGGCCUGACUUACUGUAUGUAAAAAUUAUCUUACUAUUAUUCUCUUUAAAAUGUCAUUUUUCGUGUUAAUAUUUUUGGGUGUCUGGAACGGAUUAAUUGGAUUUGCAUUGUUUCCUCUGGGAACUAUUGCUUCGGUUUUUGUACAAUUCAGUUUCAACCGGACGUUUUGCAACGGAUUUAUUAUGAAAACUGAGGUUUCACUGUAAAUAAUCAUUUCAGUGAAAAUGAAAACGAAAAAAAGUGAAAUAGAAUAAUUUCCCGCAGCACAGUGUUUUGGAAUCACUAACCCUCCGAAGUAAUUCUGCGGAGUCACGUCCUCUCCUCGGAAAAAUGUAAAUAUCCCGUCACGGAGCAGGAGACAGUCACGUUUCCAGUCACAUUCCGGCGCACCUCCCUCUUCCGUCACCCCGGCGGAUGCGUGCCAGAUUGGAAUCCGUGCGCGGAAUAGCGAUGGGCGUGUUUCUACCUGGAUUAGCAUCGCAAAUACAGCGCUUUGGUUUUGAAUGCGAGCGACGGCGUACGGGAACGUUUCUGCGGCAGCGGCGACUCCUUGGCGAGAACGCGCCUGUCCGUCAAUGCUUCCUUUAUCCCGCCGUGAGCGCUCUCCCAUGACCUCUCACCUCCACUGAAAGGCUGCAUGUCAAAGAAACCAUUAUGAUAAGCGGGCGGGCUUUUCAUCCGCACGCCGCCGCCGCGCCUUCCUCUUCAGUCGCUCGUGCUCGUAAAAGACCUUCAAGACAUCUCACCUGGGAGCCUCUAAUAUAUUCUUGUAACAAAGGCGACGGAUUCUUUAUUUGUACCACUGAUUUACACAUGCCGGACACUUCAUUAGGUACGCACCUGAUGCACGCAAGCUACAACCCUCUUGUAUUGGGCUGCACAAAGAAAUAUGUCGCAAAAUGGUAAAGAAACAAAGUCUUAAUGUCAUGAUUACAUUUCAGGACAAAAGUCAGAACAUUACAAUCAUUUUUUUUCCCAACAGGAUGCAAUGGCAUGAGAAAAAAAAUGUCCUAAUGUGCGAGAAAAAUAUUGGAAAAAGUCGUAAUGUUCCGAGAAUUUUUUGGGGGGAAAAAUUUGGAAUGUCACUGGGAAAACAAAAAGUUGUAAUGUUGGAAGAAUUUUUUUAAUAGUGUUUUUUGUUGCAAGAAUUAAAAAAAAAAAAAAAAAAAAAAAAAAAAAAAA